CCGGACUGCGCAUGGGUCGCCGUGACGCAUGGUCGGCUUUUGGAGCUGUGGCGAGCGCCAACGCUCGAAACCGGCUGGCAGUUCGAGAAGUACCGCACUCUGGGUGGUCACAGAGACGACAUCCGGAAAAUCACUUGGUCGAGUGACUCUCUCUACCUCCUGACGGCUGGCGAGGACAUGCAAGUGCGGUUGUACUCAGUGUUGGACCACGAAGGCGCCACGGGAGUCGUGGCGACGCCCAUCGCGGCUCCGGCCAGUUCGACGAAGACGAAGAGCAAGAAAAGAAAAAAUAGGCAAGGUGCGGACGAGGAUGAUGCUGAGGAUGCAAACAGGCUUGCAGAUGGAGAAAACCGUGAAGAGGACGGAGAGGAAAAUGGCCCCGGGGCCGCUAGUACUUUCAAGCGACUCGGACGCUUAGGAAAAUUGCUGGGACACAAGGCAUCAAAGUCAUAUGGCGGUUUCAAGCCUGUGAUUUUCGCAGAGUUGCGACAAGCUGUGCGAGGGUCGUUUUUCAGCGAAAACAAGGAGCACGUCAUCUGCGUGUGUAAGGAUGGCGUGGUCGCCACAUGGCGGUUCAAAGUUGACGAAGCUGCGCUAUCUUCAAGUAAGUCGAAAACGAGGGUUGAUGAAGCCUCACUCGACGACUUUGAUUGGAACAAGCACGAGAAGAAGGAGAAUGGAGAGGAAGAAGAGCAUUUGCAGAUUGGCACUGCCGCAUCUGCUUCAUUCUCGGCUUUCCUGGCAAGAAGCCGCGACGCGAUCAAGACGAAGAAAACCUACGACCCCGAAAAUGACAUCCUUUUGAAGCCCGGAGAAUGGACCUGCGCUUCAAAGGUUUUCAUGAACCUACCAAAUGGUCAGAAAAUCACGGAGACGGCUUUCAACAUAAAAACGAAUGUGGUGGUCGCUGGCCUCACCCAGGGCGUCUUUUCUCUCUACGAAGUCCUGCCUUCGCUCUCUUUACUGCACACGCUAUCCAUUGGCGGAUACUCAGCAAUCGACAGUAUUGCUUUCAACAACACAGGAGAAUGGGUGGCGCUUGGAAGCUCCGCAGCUGGACAGCUGCUAGUUUGGGAGUGGCAGUCUGAGACAUAUGUGCUGAAACAACAGGGCCACCACUGGGGUGUGCAGUGUUGCGCAUUCGCACCAAGUGGUAUUUCUAUUUUCUCUUUUGUGCUCGUCAGCCGCACCACACUUGCUUUGGUUUGUAAUAAAGAACUGUGACUUUUUCGUGACUCGUCUUGUAAGUAGUUCUUUUUGAUAUGAUCGAAAACAUAAAUGAGAUAAUAUUCGAAUUUCAUCCGUGUCAUCUUCGACAACAAUCCAAGUUAUUCGCAAUGCUGGCGCGAAAGCAGAGCUAACCAGUAACGCAGGACAGGGCGGAAGUGUCGGAUCGCAACAGGGAGUUCUAGCGACUGGAGGGUACGACGGAAAGGUGAAGCUUUGGAAUACCGUGUCCGGAUUUAACUUCGUCACCUUUACCGAGCACACAGCAGAAGUUCGGGACAUCAUCUUUACACCACAGGCCAACGCCGUGAUUUCCGCUUCAGCUGACGGGAGUGUGCGCGCAUUUGACUUGCUCAGGUAAAGUUGAUGACUAUUUCAAUUUCGUGGUUGAGUUUGGACGGAUGAAAAUUUAAGUUCUUGGAUUUUCUUCAUCAUGAUCAUCGUGUUGAUGUCCGACUUCUACUCUCAGUGAAACCACAGGAUAGUACGCAGUUAGAUUUUUUCCAUUCGCUCAACUGCAGGUAUCGAAAUUUCCGCACCUUCGUAUCUCCGCCUUCGGAGAAGAAGAUUUUCGGAUUUGAGUCCGUAGCGACCGAUGGGGGCGGUGAAAUCGUCGCAGCUGCCGCCAAGGGCGACACCUAUUCCGUUCUCGUUUGGUCGAUCCAAACGGGCCAGCUGCUAGACAUUGUUACCGGUCAUGAGGCGCCAGUCAGCUGUCUCCGAUUCUCAUCGAAUCCAGCGAAGCCAGGCGAGCUCGCAACCGGGAGCUGGGAUGGAAAUCUCACUGUCUCCGACAUUUUCAAGCGCGCAAAGGGUGCGGCGCCAGAGAAGUUGCAGUGCGGAGCAUCAGUUUUGGCAUUGGCGUACGACCCAAGAGGAAACAAUAUGAUUGCCUGCUCGUCACUUGCGGGACAUAUCUCCUUCUGGGAUGUGGAGCACGGAUGCAUCAGAGGCAGCGUGGAAGGUACAUAGUUUUUGCAUUUCUUCUUGAUGUCACUAGUUGUUUGUUGAGGCCUUGAUUACCGCUAGAACGACCGAGUAACCAAUUACAAAAUGAUAGACAUACAUAGAUCCUAGGUACUAUUUUUCCUCAGAACCUUGCACUAACUUUUACCUACAACUUGUACUUUUAAAAACCAUUCCCAUGGAUGAACUGGAUGAAUCGAUCUUCCGAUGUUAUCGUUCUUCAGGUAUCCGCGACGUCAAGUCUGGUCGAGAUUCCAAGGGCGCAAUGUCCGCUGUGAAUAAUCGUGGCAAGACGAAGAAAGACAAGUACAAGUUUAGUCUCGAGUUUGUCAACUUGAACCAGCACUUUUCCUCCAUCGCCUACACGGCAUCUGGCGCUUUACUUCUGGCUAGCAGUCGCAACAGCCCACAUGUCUGUCUGUACUCAACUAGCGCUUACGAACUCGUCCAGCGAUACACUCUGACGAAUAACCAGAGCUUGACCGGCAUCAAGGUGCUACUCAAUAGCUCAAAAACAGUAGCUGACGGUGAGGCCUGGGCCGACUUCGACUUGAGCGACAGCGACGCCGACGACCAUGUGCGAAAACAGAGGCGAAUCAAGGACACGGAAGCUCUACCUGGUGUGGUGAACGGCGAGAAAUCAAAAACGUACCUAUAAUUUUCUUUUCAUACCAUUUUUGUACUUUAUUAUUUAAUAGAGUGAGGAAAGUAACGGGUUUCGAGUUGUUCGAGUUGCCACGAGUUGCUCGAGUUGCCGAAGCGAAGCGCUCCACUUCUGGAACGAGUUGCCACGAGUUGCCGGGAGAAACCUGGCCCAUCGACGUGGGGCUAAGCAGGGCAGUGCGGGUGUGGAAGUGCUUGCUCGACAUGCGGGCCGCCGUCUUCGCGACCUCCGUCGCAAAAGAAGGCCGGGGAGGCGCUGCCUCCUUCCGUUUGGGAUCGAUAGCGGCGCGCCGCUCUCGACUCGGUGACGGGGGGCAAGUGCCUUGCGCCCCCCCCUGUGGUGUAGUUAGGGGGUGCCAUUGAUGUAUAUUUAUAGAAGCUAGGUAUAGGCUUUCGCCCCGCGGCGUUGCGGUGUGAGCGAGGGGCUGCCGCCGGGGUGUGUUCGUGGCUGGCUUACAGCUGGAGGGUGCCGCUGUGAGUGACAUUGGGAAAAAUGCGGCGGGGGUUGAUGUAUUGGCGGGUAGCUGUGGGAGCGGUCUGGCGUUGGUGGGCAGCUGGGUGGGCUGGUGCGGUACAUGCCGCACCCCAAGGGUCCCCGCGUUGGACCCUUUGCGGCCAUUCGGCCGCCCCCCCCUUGGCUGUCUUCCCCUGGCGGAUGCCUCUCCUGCCGGCCCGCAGUCCUCGCCUGGUAAAGCAAGCGUCUCAAGGGCGCACCAAGAAGAAAAUCAAGGAGCAGAGACGCAGUUCGCAUUUCCAUACGCUCCUGCUAAGGUCUGUCGAUGUCUCAGGAAGCUGCGCCCGAAGGGCGCCGCGCAAAAAGAUAGGGUGGGCAACUCGAGCAACCCGAGCAAAUCGGCCUGAUACGGGUCAAAGAUAUCCUUACUCGAUUAAAGAUGAUAACGAAAAUUUACCGAUAAGCGUUGGCAUUCUGAUUCUUGUUUGUCUACUUCGUCCGAAAAAGACACACCUCCUGUCAUUUCCCACCUUUCCAUCAAAUACUUCCAGGUAUUCGCAAAACCAAUUUCACUGCUGGAAUUGCGAUUUUAGCAUGGAUGGAAAGAGUUUCGCAGUCGCAACAUCACACGGCUUGCACCUGUACGCCAUUGAUAGCGGCACCGAGAGCGAGCUUUCUACCUACGGAACCGCGCUAGAGCGAUUCCAACCGGCGAUCUUGACUGAAAAUGUGUCGAUUCCUCGAAUCUUGCAGGCACUGCGCGAGCAGGACCUGACGAAGGCUUUUAUCUUGGCGUUAGCGCUGAACGACGCACAAGUGCUCCUGCAGUUGUACGACAGAAUAGACCUGAAGAAGAUGCCAGCCGUAGUGCAGAGUGUGGGUGGAGCGCUACUUCCCACUUUGCUGCACUUUCUGAGCUGCAUGUUGCAUCCGACGUGGGGCACUGUGAGCGUUGAACGGCACGUCUGCUGGCUCGAAGCUGUGCUCGAGACGCACAUCUCAACGCUGUUGCAGUGGACUAGUGGCGGCAAUAGGCCGCGUGAGCUUCCCAAUACCAGUGUAAAGGGAACGAGCAGCGCGGGCGCUGCAAAUGGUGAUGUCGCCGCGACAAGCAGCGAUCCUAUCCUUAUGAACACGAAAGUGCAAGUGGGAGAGGUGCAGGCGUUGCUUUUGCAGUGCUUGCAGGGUAUGACGCAAAAGUUCACGAAAUUACAGCAAGUCUUCGACAGAAAUUCGCAUGCUCUGACGUACCUCAGCGCCUGUGCUUUCGCGAUUGCUGAUGAUGAUGACGCUUGCCAAGAAGAACAGCAGGGAGAAAAGUGAGCGGAAGCUUCAUUUUCCUCGCUAUAAAUCAAUGCGAAUGCGAUAUCAACAUCUGUCUCCAUUUAAGCCUUUUCAACAAAACUCAAAGAACUAAUUUUUUCGAUGUUGUGAUGGUGAUUGCACCAAUUGAUAGUGAAGAACCGCCUGUCGUGCUUGUGCCACAGGGACGGUGACAGUGUCCAAUGCGCCUUUCGCGCUUUUUGACCUUACCAGUUUCAGGCGAUUGUGG
This is a messenger RNA of Amoebophrya sp. A25, 4862 nucleotides long. The record is from the annotation of a GenBank genome assembly. NCBI's taxonomy places the organism in Eukaryota, Dinophyceae, Syndiniales, Amoebophryaceae.